AUGUCUCUAACUGUCGUUGGCAGCAACGACAGGUUAAACUCACUCUGUCAGCUGUUACAGGGCAAGGAACAUGUGCUUAGGAUUGGAGCAGCUGGGGCAGCUACAGGAGCCUCAGCUCUAGUUAUUCAGCAUCAGAAUUACCAAAGUUUGCAGGCAGCCAUAGAUGCUGAUAUUAAAGAAAUAGAAAAUUCAAUUACUAAGUUACAAGAGUCCCUCAUCUCUCUUUCUGAGGUGGUCCUGCAAAAUAGAAGGGGGCUAGACCUCUUGUUCCUUCAGCAGGGGGAACUCUGUGCUGCACUAAAAGAAGAAUGUUGGGGUCUUACUGAAGUAUCACAAAGUUUAAAAAUGGAAAAUGAAGAGUUUAAGAAGAGAUACAGUGAUGCUACAUCCAAAGCUCUUCAGCUUGAGGAAGAUAUUGUGUCAGUGACACAUAAAGCAAUUGAGAAAGAAACUGAACUAGACAGUUUAAAAGACAAACUCAGAAAGGCACAGCAUGAAAAAGAACAACUUGAAUGUCAGUUGAAGACGGAAAAGGAUGAGAAGGAACUUUAUAAGGUACAUUUGAAGAAUACAGAAAUAGAAAAUACCAAGCUUGUGUCAGAGGUCCAGACUUUAAAGAAUUUAGAUGGGAACAAAGAAAGUAUGAUUAGUCAUUUCAAAGAAGAGAUUGGCAGACUGCAGUGCUGUUUGGCUGAAAAGGAAAAUCUGCAAAGGGCUUUCCUACUUACCACUUCAAGUAAAGAAGAUACAUUUUUUUUAAAGGAGCAACUACGUAAAGCAGAGGAACAGGUCCAGGCAACUCGGCAAGAAGUUGUCUUUUUGGCUAAAGAACUUAGUGAUGCUGUAAAUGUGCGAGAUAAAAUGAUGGCAGAUCUAUAUACCGCACGCUUGGAAAAUGAGAAAGUAAAAAAGCAGUUAGCUGAUACAGUGGCAGAACUUAAACUAAAUGCUGUGAAAAAAGAUCAGGAAAAGAGUGAUACACUGGAACAUGAAUUGAGAAGAGAAGUUGAAGAUCUGAAACUCCGUCUUCAGAUGGCUGCAGAUCAUUAUAAAGAAAAAUUUAAGGAAUGCCAGAGGCUCCAAAAGCAAAUAAACAAACUUUUAGACCAAUCAGCCAAUAAUAAUAGUGUCUUCACAAAAAAAAUUGGAAAUCAGCAGAAAGUGAAUGAUGCUUCAAUAAACACAGACCCAGCCACUUCUGCCUCUACUAUAGAUGUAAAGCCACCAUCUUCUGCAGCAGAGACAGAUUUUGACAUGGUAACAAAGGGACAAGUCUGUGAAAUGACCAAAGAAAUUGCUGACAAAACAGAAAAGUAUAAUAAAUGUAAACAGCUCUUGCAGGAUGAGAAAAUAAAAUGCAGUAAAUAUGCUGAUGAACUUGCAAAAAUGGAGCUUAAGUGGAAAGAACAAGUGAAAAUUGCUGAAAAUGUAAAACUUGAACUCGCUGAAGUAGAGGACAGUUAUAAAGAACUUAAAAGGAGUAUACAAAAUUCAACAGAAAGGAGAAUGGAAGGUCAGAAUUCCCAGAGUUCUCAGCAGGUCUCACAAGGUCUCAACACAUGCUCAGAGCAAAAUGGUCAUGUUCCUGCACUGCCAGAUGCACAACCACUUCUGCAGUAUGGUAAUCCUUAUGCAGCACAGGAAACAAGAGAUGGAGCAGAUGGUGCUUUUUACCCAGAUGAAAUCCAAAGGCCACCUGUGAGAGUCCCCUCUUGGGGACUGGAAGACAAUGUUGUCUGCAGCCAGCCUGCUCGAAACCUUAGUCGACCUGAUGGUUUAGAAGACCCCGAGGAUAGCAAAGAAGAUGAGAAUGUGCCCACUGCUCCUGAUCCUCCAAGUCAGCAUUUACAUGGGCAUGGAACAGGCUUUUGCUUUGAUUCCAGCUUUGAUGUUCACAAGAAGUGUCCCCUCUGUGAAUUAAUGUUCCCUCCUAACUAUGAUCAGAGCAAAUUUGAAGAGCAUGUUGAAAGUCACUGGAAGGUGUGCCCGAUGUGCAGUGAGCAGUUCCCUCCUGACUAUGACCAGCAGGGGUUUGAGAGGCAUGUUCAGACCCAUUUUGAUCAGAAUGUUCUAAAUUUUGACUAGUUACUUUUUAUUAUGAGCUAAUGCAGUUUAGCAGUUAAAAACAAGUCACCUGAAAUAGACCACUGAGGAGGCCACCAGAUGUCACUUUCAUGCACCCUCUCCUGUACUUUUCUGACCAAGAGUUUCUUUGAGUUUGGUGUUACUAGGGUCAGGGUCAAUCUUUGGCUUAUCAAUAAAUAUAAUUUUAACCUCUCUCAAUCCUACCUGCUUUAAGAAAAGAAGUUCUUGUGUGUUUAUAUCUUUAUUUAUUCCCUAGUUUGCAAAAUUAUAUGAAUAAAGGAUACAGGGAUUAUUUUAAUGUUACUGCACUGAAAAAAUAUGUAUAGCGUGCUAGAUUUAGCAGAAUAUUUACAAGUUUCUGUGACCUUGUUGAUUGAGCAUGACUACUAAAUAUUACGUAAUAAAAAGCAUUAUAACAAUCUCGGGAAGUAAUUCUUCGAAUACAGAAAGUUCCACAAUUUAGUCCAUAAUUUAGUUUUUAAAUCUUCUUUAGAAAUGGAGCUGCAUUGUAGAAUGAGAUCACAUGCUUGCAGAUAUCCUUUUUAUAUGUGAAAUGUUGGCUUUAGGAAUUAAUAGAUGGCAUAUUUUGCUAAUUUUAUGACAAAAUUUUUUAGAAUAACCUGAAUGAUUAUUUUAAAACCAUCUUGAAACUGUACUUAUACCUAAUGGGAAAGUGGAACAAGCUAUGUCAGUAUAAUUGUUAUGAUCUCAUGACAGUGGUGUUUGUGGCAUAAGACACAGAAUACGUAUCAGUAUCAUUUUCACAUUUUCCUGAUGAGAAUAUAAAUUUGAAAAAAUUCUCAAUAAGUGUAUGUAAAAAAUGUAAGUGCAUUAACCCAAAUCAAUCAGUGUGUUUCUUUAGUUAUGUCUCUGCUGUAUAGAACUCUCAUUAACAUUAAAGAGGACGCAUUUUUGGAGGUCUAA
This is a messenger RNA of Galeopterus variegatus (Sunda flying lemur), 3009 nucleotides long. It is a transcript of the gene TAX1BP1, whose product is annotated as Tax1 (human T-cell leukemia virus type I) binding protein 1. Gene Ontology annotation, biological process: negative regulation of apoptotic process. Bases 1 to 2085 code for a protein of 694 amino acids. The record is from RefSeq and is a predicted model, not a curated record. The transcript is spliced from 14 exons. NCBI's taxonomy places the organism in Eukaryota, Metazoa, Chordata, Mammalia, Dermoptera, Cynocephalidae.